UGCAGUCAGUUUUGCUCCUGGUCAUCUGCCUAUCUUCCUGCUCCUCCCACCAACCACACCUGCUUUGCUUCUGCUUUUCAGCACUCGGGAGGAGCACCACUUCUGCUGCUGCUGCUGCUGCUCCUGCGGCUGCAGCGGCUGUCCCUUUCCCUUUCAAAAGCUCAGCUCGUGUUUUCCGACUCUGUCGUCUGCACAUUCACCGGCGUGCGGAACCACGGCGACUGCUGAAGAUUCUGACUGACCGGCGGAAUUCGACCGGCCGACGCAAAUCGCUUCGAGCUGAGUCGUGCUCUCCGCGGAUUUGAUCUCGAGGGAGUGCCGUGAGCACUUAGUUGCUUUCAAAUUCGAGGAAAGUGUUCACUGGUGGAGUUUGGCCUUGUGAUACCGAGGUCACGCUUUCUUGUUGCUUGGGUACACGUUACCAGGGUUACGCGUUACCAGGGUUGCGCGUUACCAGGGUUGCGCGUUACCAGGGUUGCGCGUUACCAGGGUUGCGCGUUACCAGGAUUUUGCGUUACUGGGGUUACGCGUUACCAGGGUUACAUCCUCAUGGAGGAUGACGUGCGAUGGCGGAAGUAUUUCACCCAAUCAGGAGCCGACAUCUGGACGGUCAUCGACCGAGCGCUGCGAGUAGCCGCGUCCGAUUUUCCCGCGCAAUUACGCCUGCGACGCGACGGCAUCGCGGAGAAACUGUUUACCUUCGGUCGCCCGUCGCACCAGUCGCACGUGCGAGAUGUAACACCCCCACGAGCGACAGAACGGGCAGCGACAGAACAGGCACAAGCGGAGGAGCGGCAACCGUUAACGACAAGUGAGGCACGAGACGCAGACGCAGAGAGAGCGGACUUCGGGAAGGAUAGACUGAAUCCGACGGAUAGAAACGCCUCUGGUCACGAUGACAGACGGAAAGACGGCGACGAGGGGGGAGAAGUGAGGGAGAAAAGACGCGAUGGGUAUGGUGAAGGGGGUACACAUGAUGAGGAGAAGCGGAGAGAGGGGGGGAGGCGAGAAAGGGAAGAGGGCGACUGGCGAGCGACAGACCGACCGGAAGGGCGAGGCAGUGACGAGAAGAGUAGACGGCCGUCUGGCGACAGACAACCGUCAGGCGAGAGACGACCGUCAGGCGAUGGACGACCGUCAGGCGAUGGACGGCCGUCAGGCGACGGACGACCGUCAGGCGAAGGACGGCCGUCAGGCGUGGUUGCUGGACGCAUGGAUGGCGAGAGGGAUCUGGGAGGGGAGGCGAGAUACGGUGAGGAAGCGGAUGAGAGGGAAUAUGCGAAGGCGGAUGAGAAGGAGGAAGCGAAGGAGGUUGAGGCGAAACGCGCGAAGAAGCGCGGGUGUGUCUUCGUGCUCGGCGAAAGCGAGGAGUCUGAGAGCGAGGAGGAGGAGGACGAGGAGGAGGAGGAAGAGGAGGAAGAGGGGGAGGAGGAGGAUGUAGAUGUGGAUGCGGAUGUUAUGAGAGAGAGCGAAGACGUUAAUGGUAACGGUUAUGGUAACGGCUAUGGUAACGCUGGUGGUAGAGGUGGGGAGAGGGGGAGAGGGAGGGAUAGGACGAAUAACGGGGAGGGGAGAAGAGUAGAACGAGGAGCGGAGAGGGGUGAGGAGGGGGGAGCGUGGGAGGAGGACGAGGGAGAGGCAGCAGCAGCGGUGCUGGAGGAGCAGUUUCAGGAGGAGGACCGGCUGGUGCAGCAGAUUGAGGAGAUUAAAGACCUCCUUAGACCGUCCAGACUGGACAACGAGUAUCUGGUGCGGCACCUGGAGUCGCUGCUGCACAUGCCCAUGACCCUGGACGCUCUCAGGGUGACGGAGAUAGGCAAGAGAGUGAACACUUUCCGCAACCACCCCUCGGAGAAAGUGCGAGCCAUAACGAGGCAGCUCAUAGGCGCGUGGAAGGAUCUGGUGAAGGAGUGUCGCAAGAGCGCAGCAGCGGUGGCGCAGGCCACAGAAGGCCUGCCAGAGGAUGUCUCGUCCGGUCUGCCAUCCCCCCCUCUGGACGAGAGUGCAUUGCUGCAGGGGAGGAGCAUCGCCCUGGGGGCUAGCGAGUUGUUUCGUGACUUUGGUCUCGGUCUAGACAGUGGAUCCUCUAGAUCCGACGGUAGUCCUCCUGACGACCGUGCUCCACCCCACGACGAUGUGGCCUCCUCCCCGCCUGCUUAUAAAGCUAUUCCCUCGUAUAAGAGCAACCCUGCUAAUAACGAGAGCAAGCCGCGCUAUACAGGGGACAGGCAGGACAGGGGCAGCAGCGGUGGGGCAGGGGCUCUGUUGAGUGAGCGCAAGGAGAGGAGGGAGAAGAGAGGGGACGAGGGGAUGGUGGGGAGCGACGGGUUCGGCGGGGAGAGGGACGUUGGUAGCCUCAUGAAACGGGCCAAGGAGAAGCUCAAGGACAGGGAGAGGGAGAGGGAGAAGAAGAGGAGUGCCGUUUCCGGUCUUACUGCUGCUGGCGUCACGGGCACAGGCAGGCAGGGGGGCGGACAGGUGGCACCACAGGAUAGGUCUCUGAUGGGAAGGGCGAAGGGGGGAGCGGGAGGAGGAGCAGCAGCAGGGGAGGGAUCUCCUAUGCAAAGAAAGUUGUCCCAGGGGGGCAGGGAGAGGGAGAGGGAGAGGGAGAGGUCGGUUUCGCCUUACUGCCCCUCUGCCCCUGCAUAUGGCAGGAGCCUCUCCCCUCCGCCCAACAUCCGAUCAGAGCUUCCGCGCACCCCUCCUGGUGGCGGCGCCAUGGACAGGGAGCGAUUGGAGAUGGCGAAAAGGAAACUGCACGAGCGAUACCAAGGCAUUCAGGACGCCAAGAAGCAGCGCACCAUACAGGUGGUGGAUCCGGGCGCAGUGAAGGGCGGCAAGGCCAAGCCAAGGUUCGCUUUCUCACACAACGCGCGAGGGGGGGCAGGCGGUGGCGGGGGGAGGUUCGGUAGGAGGUAACUGUCGUCUGCUGGUGGGCGUAGCUGCUGCUGCUGGUGGGGGUAACUGCUGCUGCUGCUGGUUGGCGUAGCUGCUGUCUGUUGGUGGGGGUAGCUGCCAGCAUAAACUCCCCUACAAAAGUUGGCGGAACAAGUUGUACGUCGGGUUUGGCAGACGUGGGGGGCGGUAGGCAGGCCCUUGGUAGGAGAGGAGCGGCGGUGGCUGGUGGCCCGGAGCAGAGGGCCGGUUUGGAGUUUGGAGGAGGCAAGCGGAGCGGGGAGUGGAUGCGGGCCUUCUCUCAUAGCUUCAGACCAGGUCAGGCAGGUUGUCCUCUCGCUUUGGCAGGCAUACCUAGCCUUGGUGGUUCUUGAUCUUUCGUCUUUCUUGCUGGCAUGGCAUGCAUUUCUUCCGGGUUGGGCAGAUAUGGUGUAGGUUUUGCUGCCUGAUCCACCAAUUGCACUACUACUGUACUGGUUUUAUACAAUGCCUAACAAGUGUUGUGACAUGCACCUUCUGGAAGGCUGAUGGCUUGGGGGCAUCCUCAGCAGGAACGAUGCAGGAACCUGAAUUCGCGUGAGUCUCCCAAUUCAAUACGAUUAUAUUUAAA
This is a messenger RNA of Closterium sp. NIES-67, 3505 nucleotides long. Lineage: Eukaryota; Viridiplantae; Streptophyta; Zygnematophyceae; Desmidiales; Closteriaceae. The record is from the annotation of a GenBank genome assembly.